This is a messenger RNA of Rhinichthys klamathensis goyatoka, 1029 nucleotides long. RefSeq names its product gastrula zinc finger protein XlCGF8.2DB-like. Gene Ontology annotation, biological process: regulation of DNA-templated transcription. Gene Ontology annotation, molecular function: RNA polymerase II cis-regulatory region sequence-specific DNA binding; DNA-binding transcription factor activity, RNA polymerase II-specific. Lineage: Eukaryota; Metazoa; Chordata; Actinopteri; Cypriniformes; Leuciscidae. The record is from RefSeq and is a predicted model, not a curated record. The coding region runs from base 14 to 1024 and encodes 336 amino acids. The transcript is spliced from 2 exons.
ACAUGACACUAUUAUGAAGAUGGCGUUUAUUAAAGAAGAGAAUGAAGACAUGAAGGUUGAAGAAACAUUCAGAGUGAAACAAGAAGAUACUGAGGAACAAACAGACCUGAUACCGCUGAAAGAGGAGAGUGAAGUACUAGAUGAAAUGCAAGAGAAAUAUCAAUCUGAGAAACAUCAUGGUUACAUAACAUCCAGAGAGAUUAAAAAUACUUCCUCACGAAACAGAGCUCAGAAGACCAAACCUAACAGUUACCUCACCUGCCAUCAGUGUGGAAACAGUUUCACUCAUAAACAAAGCCUUGAAAUCCACAUGAGAGUUCACACUGGAGAGAAGCCUUUCACCUGCCAACAUUGUGGAAAAAGUUUCACUCAAAAACAAAACCUUACAGUCCACAUGAGAGUUCACUCUGGGGAGAAACCUUACACGUGCCAUCAGUGUGGACAGAGUUUCACACAUAAAAAAAACCUUAAUACCCAUAUGAGACAUCACACUGGAGAGACUGCUUUCACUUGCAAACUAUGUGGCAAGGACUUCACACGAAAAGAAAUUCUUAAUUCCCACAUGAGAAUUCACACUGGAGAGAAGCCAUUCAUUUGUGCUCAGUGUGGACAGAGUUUCACACAUAGAAAAAACCUUAAUACCCACAUGAAAAUUCACACUGGAGAAAGUCCUUACACCUGCCAACAGUGUGGAAAGACUUUCACUCAAAAAGGAAGCCUUAAAAGCCACUUGAUGAUUCACACUGGAGAGAAGCCUUUCACAUGCCCUCAAUGUGGAAAGAGUUUUACACAUAAAGGAACCCUUAAUGCCCACAUGAGAAGUCAUACUGGAGAGAAGCAUUUCACCUGCCCUCGAUGUAGAAAGAGUUUUACACAUAAAGGAACCCUAUAUAACCACAUGAGAAUUCACUCUGGAGAGAAGCCUUUCACAUGCCCUCAAUGUGGGAAGAGUUUUACACAUAAAGGAACCCUAAAUAGCCACAUAAGAAUUCACACUGGAGAGAACUGCUUAUGCUGUUUUUGAGCAUA